Molecule: messenger RNA, 1201 nt
Organism: Trichoderma reesei QM6a
Lineage: Eukaryota; Fungi; Ascomycota; Sordariomycetes; Hypocreales; Hypocreaceae
Exons: 4
Source: RefSeq, a predicted model, not a curated record
CGUCGUGGGAGACAACAAAAAGACAGACUUGAUGCUUUCUUUGUGUGUUUGAGAGUCUUUCUCGGAUGACGGCAAGAUGAGGAAGACGCUCAUUCUAUGUUUUAUCCAUGGGUUCAAGGGGGGCGAAUCCACGUUUGGAGACAACUACUCGUUCGUCGAGGACCUGCGGACGGCCGUCUCGCGGGAGCUGCCCGGCAUCACGGUCAAGGUGCUGGUGUAUCCCAAGUAUGAGACGAGAGGCGACUUGGGAGAGGCUGUGAGCAAGUUCCGCGGCUGGCUGGAGAACAAGGUCAUCGACUAUGAGGUGGCCAUGGGCACGCCCUCGCCGACGGUCGAGCCCUCGGUCCGCACGAUCCUCAUCGGCCACUCCAUGGGCGGCAUCGUCGCCGCCGAGACGGUCAUGGGCCUGGCCUCGGACAAGCCCAUCUAUACGGAAGACGGCAUCGACAAGUCGGGCGGCGGGCCGACGUUCAACCACCUCAUGUUCCCUCGCAUCCAGGGCGUCCUGGCCUUUGACACCCCGUAUCUGGGCAUCGCCCCCGGCGUGGUCGCGUACGGCGCCGAGGGCCACUACCAGACGGCGCAGUCGGCGCUGUCGUCGCUGAGCUCGCUGUGGAGGAUGGCGGGCGGCGGCGGCGACGAUGCCAGCGCGGCCGCCUCGGCCGCCUCGGCGCUGACCAAGACGACGCCGGCGGCCAAGAACGACGAGGGCGGCGGCGGCGGCGGCUGGGGCUGGGGCAAGAUCGCCAUGUACGGGGCCGCGGCCGGGGCCAUGGCGGCGGGCGGCGCGGCGGCGUGGAUGAACCGCGAGCACAUCUCGACGGGCUGGACGUGGGUGUCGUCGCACCUCGAGUUCGUGGGCUGCCUCGCCCGGCCCGAGGCCCUCAAGCAGCGCGUCGCGUACAUGGCCAAGCUGAGCGCCGAGCUCGACGUCGGCUUCGCCAACCUCUACACCCGGCUGGGCAAGGGCGCGGAGAGCAAGACGGUCAGCAUGGUGGGCACCGUGCUGGGCAAGGACAGGACGUUUUGCGUCGUGCCGAGCAAGCAGCCGGCCGGGAGGUGGAUCGAGGCUGUGAAUGAUGCCGUGGCAGACGAGACGACGGCGCAUAUCAGCAUGUUUGAGGCCAAGAAGAACCCGGCGUACGAGAAGCUGCUGGGGGACUCGGCGGGCUUGAUUGCGGCAUGGGUCAACAAGGGCUGG